Anoplopoma fimbria (sablefish) is the source of this 814-nucleotide messenger RNA. Its product is annotated as transmembrane protein 229b-like. The transcript has 2 exons. Lineage: Eukaryota; Metazoa; Chordata; Actinopteri; Perciformes; Anoplopomatidae. The record is from RefSeq and is a predicted model, not a curated record. Bases 144 to 665 code for a protein of 173 amino acids.
AUCGCUGUGAUAACAGGGAGCCGCUUAAUGUUUAGCCCAAGAUCCACACACUCACACACACACACAUACACACACACACAUAGAACACACACAGGGAAGCAGAAGGAUUACAAAGGCACAGGGAUCCAUAUUCUGACCAGGGGAUGGAGGCAAGAAAGCUAAACGUGAGGAGAACGCAAGGUAGUAAUGACCAAGGGCCUGGUGUUGAUGACGAAGCCCCAGCGGCACCGAGUCGUCCUCUCACUGCCGUAGCUCGUCUCUACGUGUACGCACUGCAUGGCUGCCUCUGUGAGGUGGCCUUCACCGCCGUGUGGGACUGGUGCAGAACCCAGGACAGGAGGCUGGCGGGCCACAGCAGCCUGUGGGCGCUGCCCAUGUACGCCAUCGCCAUCUACCUCAUUGAGAUCCUGAGAGCCCGUCUGCUGGCUCGCCGUCUCCCGCUGCCGGCGCGUCUGGCGGCCUACACCGUGUUCAUCUACCUGUGGGAGUUCAGCUGGGGGGUGGGGCUGAGUUUGCUGGGGGCCUGUCCCUGGGACUAUUCAGGUCACAGCUACAACCUGGGAGGACUGGUGACUCUGGAGUACGCACUGCCCUGGACUGUGGCAGGAUUCAUAGCUGAGCAGCAUGUGAUCGUGAACACUCUGAGGAUAAGACUGCACAACUGAACUGGUAGCAGUCUGGAAAACUGGGCUUCCAAAAGCAACUACAAAGCAUUUAUGGACAUUGUUUUGGACAUUUUGAUGUUUAAAAAGUUGGUGCACAUGUUGCAUAUCCCUCAGUUGUGCCAGUAAAUAUGACACAUUUUUCAACUCAA